AUGUUUUCCCGCUCAGCGACUUCGCCCGUUGCGCUUGCCGUCAAUCCUGGAAGUCCGCGCGUCUUCGACCGUCAAGGCGCGGCAUCUCUGCAGUCACCGCGGCCCCCAUCGCCUGACUCACAAGCCUCACGGACGCCUGCCUCUGACUCCGGGUCCGAUCCCAAGCGAGACGCCGCCGUCCGCCGUCAAAGUUCCCAGCUGCGCUUCACAAUCGAUCCCGAGGGCCACCUCACCCACGACGAAACCACCGUCGACGUCGUUGCGGUUCCUUGCCCCGGCGGCCAUCCCCUGCGCAGCUGGAGCCGCGAUGGCCUCAUGGGUCGCUACUACGGCGCUCUGUCCAUGAGAGACGCCCAAGUCAAAGACGACUCUGAGCGGCCGGCGCCUUCGUGGGUGAGGCAAGGCAUACGACGGGAGGCCGACAAGGCGCGCAUCUUGCUGUACGAGCAUCCGCAAAUCGAGGAGGACACGACUCUGAGUGCGCUCGCAGACGGCCUGCUGCAUAACCUGCAGCAUCUGCGUGAGAACGAGCACGACGAGCGGCCGGUUGUGUUUGUUGGACACAGCGUCGGCGGGCUGGUGGUCAAGAUGGCGCUUGUCAAGGCAGGCAGGGACGCAAGAUACGAGAACAUUCUAAGGCAGUGCUAUGGUGUAGCAUUCUUUGGCUCGAGCUACUUUUCCCUACCCAGCCUGGCAUGCAGCAUUCAGAACCUGCUCCAGCUGUCCUCGCCCCUUCCUGCCUCGGUGACGGACGACCUCCGUGUGGGAAACAGCCUGCUCAUCCGCGCCGACGAGGACUUCAAGGCCGUCUCCAACGACCUGCAGGUGUGGACGUUUUACGAGACCAUCGACUCGCGUCUCCCCGGGGGGAGCGCGACUUCGGCAUCCGAGUCGAGGGAAGUCUACUUCACGGCACCGCUUGCGUCCAUGAGUUCUGCCAUUCUGGGCAUGCGACAGGAGCGCAUAUUCCCGUUACAGAGCGACCAUGCCAAUAUCGCGUCCUUUGGGAGACACAAUGUCCGCACCUUGCACAUGUUUCUCAAGCAGCUGGCCCACCAAAUUGGCCACGCGGAUGCGAAUGUGCGUGCAGAGAAGUUCGGCGGUCAGUGGAGGCUGGGGCUGGAGCACAAGGUAAACGUCGAGGUUCAUGGGUUCUUUGACGGUCCGCCGCCUAGCCAAGGCCAGCUCGAGGGCGAUGGUUGUCCGAUCGUCAGGGCCUGGAGCACCCGGCUGCCGCUGAGGGAGUUCCUGAGCAAGGGCCCUGAUGGGUGUUUGAGCGAGCGGCUCAACGAGGUGGAGGCUAGUCCGGAGGGAGGGAGGCUUUUGGGACGUGGUGGAAGGACGCCUCUUGCCCAGGAGGGGAGCGAGAUUGCGCCCGUGCCGGCCGCGGCCGCGGAUCCCACGACGGUCAAGAACGCGUUGGGGAUUCAAGACGCCGUGUCUAGAACGGGGGCUGCAACGUCUCCCGUGUCACCGAAGGUUCGGCCUCUGGAUGCCGGUUCACCAGGCACCCGUCCGGGACCGGUUGCUACACCUCUUGGCCCAACGAUUCCCCCAUCGCGAGGAAUCUCUCCGAGAUCAAGUCCCUUGGGCAGGUCCCCGCCGCUGGUGAGAGCAGACAUUGACCAGGACCUUGCGGUAGAUCGCCUCUCGCCGCCGCUCCGAGGCCGUCUGGGCGGCCGCUCCAUUAGCCGCUCAUUCAGCCUAGGAAGCGACGGAUCCCGCUUCGAGUACAAAGACUUCCCACCGUUUUCCCCGCGAAGCCGUAGUUCUAUAGGCGAUGUCCUCGGCAGCGAUGACGAGGACCUUGAUUCGCCAAGGCUGCCCGAAGCCGUGGUAGCUAUUCGCAAGCUUACCAACACAGGGACAGGCGAUGCGAGCGAAGUGGUGAUUGUGGAUCAGGCGCCCAUGGCGUUUGUGAAGCCGGACGUCGAGAGCCGCAAGUUCCUCUGGGUGCAUGUGCCGUUUAACAACCCGACCUGGGUAAAGAGCGUUUUGCAAUCUCUUGAGGCAUCGUACAAGAAGGACUAUUCAGCCCUGUACGGCCAGGACUUUUGGAUGACGAGACAUACUCGGGGGCGGCAUGCGCAGCACUACGCGCAUUAUGCGAAGCCGGGAUGUUACUUUUCCGCUCCCAGGACCCUGUCGCCUCGAGGCCGGUCCAUGGGGGGGAACCAGUCCCUUUCACCGCCCCUUGGAAACGGCGACUCGAGUUACAUUUGUUUGUUUCUUCCCUACCUCCACUUUGACUCGUACAAGAAACUUCUCCGCCGCCGGAACACCAUCAUUCGACGCCUCUCACAGGGCCGCGCGCAGCCCGUGCCGGAGACGGUCGCAAAGUCUGAUUCGCUGGAGCUCCAAGUCAUCUGGGAGUAUCUAGGCCACGAUCCGCCCAUCAACUGCCGCCGCACGCUGGACCAGUAUGGAUAUCCGUCCCUGCGAGAUACCAGAUCGCGCGAUGACGACCAAAUGCUGUACAAACUCACCAAGGAGCGGGCCCCCGCGCCCGACGGAAAAGGUGGUGCGCUGAACAAGCAGGGCUCGAGCAACGCGGCGGCUUCAGAGAGCGGCGGGAGCGGGCAGACGCAGCCGACUUCAGGUUCGGGCAGCAGCUGGCGCGAGCGGCUUCUGGGCCCAGACGCCGACGACGACGACGACGACGACGACGACAGAGUGUUGAACGGCAACGUGCUGAUGGUAGACCAGUUGUGGCUCUGGGUCAUGCAAUCGCACACGGUCGUGUCCUUUUUCCCCAGGAGAGAGAGCGACCCCAUCGAAGGGCCGCUGUACCAGCAGGCCGACCUACGAGACAGCAUCUUCAACGAAGUCAACGUCGACCUCACGAGGCGGUGCGAAAACGCCCACGACCUGGCCGCCCUGGCUGCCCUCCACGCCGUCAGCGUACUUCUCGACCGCUCGUCCCACCCAGACCUGGAAGUGUUUCGAAUCUUUGAAGAAGCCAUCAGCGUGCUCACGGAGCGUCUCACCUCGUCCCUCAAGGAGUUCCGGUCAGAAGGCUUCCGCGACAAGGCCUUCGACUACGAGCCUGUCGACGACGGCGCGCGCAGCAUCCGCAAGCGCCACAAGGAGGAGGGCCGCCGCGCCGAGCGCGAGAACCGCCACAACACCUCGGCCCUCCUCGAGCUCCGCGACAUGGAGGACGAGCUCCAGACGCUCCUGCACCUGUUCGAGCGCCAGUCCAAGGUCCUCGUGUCCAUGCACGCCACCUACAGCCGGCCAGAGCUGCGCGAGCACGCCGCCAACGGGCGCUCCUUUCUGGGCGAGGCGCUCAAGCGGCUCCGCGAGCACGCCCAGCAGGCAAACGACAUGGUGCAGCGCGUGCGCGCGACGCGCGACGACUACGACAAGCUGCUGCAGAUGGUGCAGCGCCAGGCGCAGGUGGACGAGGUCCGCCUCAGCAGGCUCCACGCCGACCUGGCAAGCGCGCAGUCGCGCAGCGUCAUGAUCUUCACCACCUUCACCGUCAUCUUCCUCCCGCUCACCUUCUUCACCGGCCUGUUUGGCAUGAACACGCGCGAGUGGGGGGGGCAGGACAACCUGCCGCUGCGGACGAUUGGCGCCAUCGCCCUCCCGUCGAGCGCGUUCCUCGUGCUGGCGAGCCUGGUCGUCGCCUUUAGCACGAGCGCGCGCCGCUUCUUCCGGUGGCUGGACCGGCGGCGCCGACACCUGGCGCGGCGCGUGUGUUUUGAGGUCUGGGGGCCCCUGGUGAUCAGGGCGGCUGACCUGGGCGGCAGGCUGAGGUGGAAGGGCAAGGCGAGCGAGGACAGGGAUGCGCCGAGGAGGCGGAGGAAGCUGGAGACGGAGGCGAGCGACUUUUGGCAGAGAAAUCGGCCCGAGAGGGAUCGAGGCUACAGGAUUCCCGAGGUCAACAGGCGGCGGGCUCACGUCCGGGAGCGGGAGGCAUAG
Molecule: messenger RNA, 3927 nt
Organism: Metarhizium album ARSEF 1941
Lineage: Eukaryota; Fungi; Ascomycota; Sordariomycetes; Hypocreales; Clavicipitaceae
Product: ankyrin repeat protein
Exons: 6
Coding region: 1-3927 (1308 amino acids)
Biological process (GO): metal ion transport; transmembrane transport
Cellular component (GO): membrane
Molecular function (GO): metal ion transmembrane transporter activity
Source: RefSeq, a predicted model, not a curated record